UCAAACUCCAUGUCCCAGAUUGUUUGUUUCUCGCAGUUCGAUUUUUCACAGGAAUUAUGAGUCACUCCAUUGUUAUUAAAUGUGAAUAGUUUAUUUCAAACACUGUAACUUGUAAUACAAUUUUGUUUCAAAUACUUACGGUCUAGGUGUCUGUGUAACGUUGUGGGAAAUGGCAGAAGUUUAUACUAAUUAGAACAUUGUAUUUCCAAUAAACAUUUUAAGGAGUUCGCUAUCUUUUAAUGUGAAAUAGUACAAUACAGUUAUAAUGUGGUCCGUUUGGGUAUUGCUGUGGAAGCACAGCCUUAUGAGAAAACGGAGAUAUAUUAGAACAUUUUUCGACUACUUCUCUCCGUUAUUAUAUUUUGUGCUCAUACACCUAACUACUGGUCCAAGUUUACUCGGAAGACAUGAGAAUGUUCAUUAUACGGAGCCAUUCAGUCUGGAGAAGUAUGGACAGCACCGAGUAAGAGUGCUGUUCACGCCGGACACGGACCACACCAACAGACUCAUGGAUGAGGUUGGCGCUAAACUCAAACUUAAACGGCUGGAUCAUCUGCCGGGUAGCAAAGAGUAUGGCUUCUUCCCGUUCUCUAAUGCGUCGGCGCUAUCGAUACUGGAAUACUCGAAGGAUAUGAGCCAAGAGGACGCCAUAAUAAUAUUUGAGGAUAUGGAGUCAGAAAUGUGGCCGAAUAAACUGAACUACACCAUUCGGAUGAAGAACAAUUUCAGGACUAACCAGUACGAACCUGAGGACCCGUUUGAUAUGGGCCACCAUGAGUACUUUGGUAUACAGUACGAGGAGUUCAUGCGCCUGCAGUGGGCCAUAGACACCAGCUAUUUGCAUCUUCUGACCGGCGCCAAUAUAGACCAGAACAUGGAACUCCAAGAAUUUCCCUUUGCGGCCGCUCACUUCAACACCAACGUGGUGGCCGUGAGCCAGCUAUCGGCAUUCUUGUUGCCGUUCGCGCUCACGCUCACAUUCGUGUUCCUCACGGGAAGGCUUUUCGAGGAGAAAAACAGCGGGAUGCACGAGCUGGUGAAAAUGGUAGGCGUGUCCUGGGAAGAGCUAGGCGUCUCCCACGUCCUAGAUCUAGUACCCCAUCUCCUUCUCUACGCAGUGGGCGGCGCCUUAUUCUACAAGAUUGACGACCUCAUACCUGUUACGUGCGGGUUCUAUAUAGCACUUGCGAUGGCACUGCAUUUCUUGACUGUAGUGGCGCUGGCGUUUGUCACAGUUUACGUGUUUAACAUGACUCAAUACCUGGAACUGAUCACCAUGUCAGUUUACACCGCGUUCCUAGUCGCCAGCAUGCUGACCCAAAAGCUCAAGAGUCGCGCCUUGUCUCUCCUGUGCUGUUUACUACCACAUGACCCAUUCAUCCGGUUUUGGAGGGCACUCGGUUCUAGAGAAAUGUUCGGUGGUAGCAUAUCGAUCACAAACAUGUGGACGCGGAACGCAGCCGAACAGACCGCCGUCGCCGAACUGUAUCUGUUUAUGGUGCUGCAGAUAAUCCUGCUGUCUAUGAUCGCCUGGUAUCUCUCCAGAGUGCGGCCGGGGAAGUACGGGCAAGCGUUACCCUGGAACUUCCCAUUUUGUAAGGAUUAUUGGUACAUGCAGCCAAAAGUAGAGGCCGCGCCGGAAGAAACCCAGUUCGACCCAUGUGAGGCCGACCCGCGCUACUUCGAGAAGGCCCCGGCUGGCCUCCCAGUUGGCAUACAGGUCAACGAUGUCUACAAGUCGUUCGGCAAAGACCCGGCGUUGAGUGGCGUGGAUUUGACCGUGUAUCGCGGCGAGAUCACCGUGCUGCUCGGCCACAACGGCGCCGGCAAGACCACACUUAUCAACAUCAUCACCGGUCUGAUAUCCGCAUCGUCCGGCCGCGUACUAGUGGAAGGCAAGGACACAGUCAAGCAAGCAAAGGAAGUCCGCAAGCUGAUCGGCCUCUGCCCACAAGAGAACAUCUUCUUCCCACAUCUUACGGUGCUGGAACACGCCAUGUUCUUCGCUAUGCUCAAAGGCAAAUCGUACACCCAAGCCCACACCUCAGCCACGGACCUAUUCUCCAAACUCCAGCUAUCGAACAAGGCAAACGCAUUAACGUGCGCGUUGUCGGGUGGUAUGAAGCGGCGCGCGCAGCUGGCCUGCGCUGUGGCUGGUGGCGCUCAGGUGUUGGUACUGGACGAGCCCACUAGUGGGCUGGAUGUUGAGACUCGCCGUGAGCUGUGGGACUUAUUACUGAGUCUCCGCGGCGAACGAACGUUACUACUAACAACGCACUUCAUGGAGGAGGCGGACGCGCUGGGCGACCGCAUCGCCGCGCUGCACCACGGUCGAGUGCGCUGCCACGCCACAUCCAUGUUCCUCAAGCGAGCCAUCGGAACCGGCUACCGUCUCUCGUUCACAACAAUCGGCGCCCCCAAAGAAGCUGCCAUCACGUCAACCAUCACCACCGUCGUGCCUACCGCCACCAUCCGCGACCGUCGUCCGAACGGCGUGUCCUAUAAUCUUCCUGCUAAAGAUACGGCGCGUUUUCCGGAACUCUUUGCGUCGCUGGAAGACGCGCGAUCAAAACUGCAGAUAGAUACUAUAGGAGUCGGGAAAAGCACGCUUGACGAAGUGUUUUUAGAACUGUGCAGCGAUGAUAAACCAGCAUACACGGAGGAACCAGACAACACCACAACAGAGCCGGUUCACGGGACGGUGAAGGGCCCCAUGUUGUACGCUCGCCAGUUCGCAGUAUUACUGCUGAGACAGUGGCGCUACAUCACAUCUCAUCUGCUUUCUUUCUUGGGCAUCAUAGUAUUCGUGACAUUACUCCUCUGGGCGUUCACGUCCGUGGCAAACAACCACCCGUUCGGCAUGCAACAGACGGAAAAGCCGGACGCCGAUAUGCCAAUGAGUCUAGAGCUGUAUUCUGCGCGCGCACAACGCCGUGUGCUGGUUAACGUGGAUAAGGACACGCUCGACACGCUGCGGGUGGGCUUCAAGGGGGUGCAGUUCGAGGAAGUCCAAGAUGCCGUUGAUGCUAUAAUUCAGAUUGGCAAAGAAGACAUCGCGGAGUAUAACAAGUACCUUGUGGGAAUCGAGAUCAACGACACAAAUAUCAAGGCUCUGUACACGACCACAGUCCGCCACGCCGCUCCCGUCGCCCUCAACCUGCUUAGCAACGCGCUCAGCACUCGCCUCGUAGCCGGAGCCGACGCACACGCCAUUACUAUGCGUAACCAUCCGUUGCGGGGCGCCUUCGUGCCUUUCCAGGAUAAAAUCAAGUUUCCCAAGCAGAAUGAACAGAAAUUUAUAUGGACCUGCAACAUCGCUAUGGUGGUACUCUUCUACCUGUGUACGUUCUCGAAGCUGCCGUGCUCGGAGCGGGUGUCGGGCGCGCGCCACGCGCACGUGGUGGCGGGUGCGCCGCGCGCGCUGCACUGGGCCGCCACGCUCGCCGCGCAGCUGCUGCAGGCGCUGCUGGCGUGUGUGCUGCCCGUGUGCGUGCUGGCGGCGGCGGUGGACAAGGACGGCACGUUCGACCAGCCCGGCUUCGUGUGGGCGCUCUGCGUACUUCUAAUACUAGGCAUAUUAGCAUUCCUUGGUCUGGUGUACUUGGCCAGCACGCUACUCAGCUACACGGCCACUUCUACAGUCCUCGUCGUCAUCGCCUUCCUCUUCAGUCAAAUAACCCCCAACAUCCCUGAAUCCACAAGCUUCUGGUACAAACUCCUGUCCGUGCCGUACGCGCUGCUCGCGCCGCACACGCUCACGGCGGGCCUGGCGCAAGUAGCGACCGUCGCGCAAACCAACGCCUACUGCAACCUGAACAGGGACCGCUGCCCGGCGUUGGCCGGCCCUGACAACUUUGAAACUGCUAAAUGUUGCGGUAACUUCUGGUACAAACUCCUGUCCGUGCCGUACGCGCUGCUCGCGCCGCACACGCUCACGGCGGGCCUGGCGCAAGUAGCGACCGUCGCGCAAACCAACGCCUACUGCAACCUGAACAGGGACCGCUGCCCGGCGUUGGAUAGGCAUCAAAUAACCCCCAACAUCCCUGAAUCUACAAGCUUCUGGUACAAACUCCUGUCCGUGCCGUACGCGCUGCUCGCGCCGCACACGCUCACGGCGGGCCUGGCGCAAGUAGCGACCGUCGCGCAAACCAACGCCUACUGCAACCUGAACAGGGACCGCUGCCCGGCGUUGGAUAGGCAUCAAAUAACCCCCAACAUCCCUGAAUCUACAAGCUUCUGGUACAAACUCCUGUCCGUGCCGUACGCGCUGCUCGCGCCGCACACGCUCACGGCGGGCCUGGCGCAAGUAGCCAGCGUCGCGCAAACCAACGCCUACUGCUACCUGAACAGGGCCCGCUGCCCGGCGUUGGCCGGCCCUGACAACUUUGAAAGGGCCAAGUGUUGUGAUUCCCCUCCUGGUUCGGAGCCUUGGAGUUACUUCGCGAUGGAAGACGCCGCCGGCUGGCCGAUGCUCAUCCUCGCCUUACAAGCUGUCGCAUAUUUUGUCCUGACUUUGCUGUCGGACAGUGGCUUCCUGGAGCGCGUGUACGCUCGUGUGGUCGCGCGCGGCGCGCGGCCGCCGCGCCGCCUAGGGGACGCCAUGGCGCGCGCGGAGACCGCCUACGUCGAGAAAGCUAUACAGCUGCCUAAACAGCAGAUCACGGAUUCCAUCCUAUGCCACAACGUGCAGAAAUUGUACCCGGGAUGCUGCAAACGGAAACCUUUCUUUGCUGUCAAAGGCGUCAGUUUCUCCGUCAAAAAAGGUGAAUGUUUCGGCCUACUAGGGGUGAACGGCGCGGGCAAAACUACGACGUUCAAAAUGCUGACGGGGCUGACGAGCCCCACUGGGGGCGAAAUAUUCGCCAACGGGCACUAUGCCACCGACCGGAACGCGUACAUGCGUACGUUCAGCUACUGUCCGCAAUUCGCCGGUCUGGACGACUUCUUAACCGGCCGCCAGAACCUUUCUCUGCUGCUGACGCUACGUGGCCUGCAAGAGGAAGAUGUCUCCACCGUCUCCAACUCUUGGAUCGAGGAAGUCGAUUUAUCACGGCACGCAGACAAACGCGUAUCAUCAUACAGCGGCGGCUGCGCGCGACGUUUAGCAGCAGCCGCGGCACUAUGCCAGGCAGUUCGCACUGCUUUACUGGACGAACCCACCGCCGGAGUGGACCCGCUGGCUAGACGACGGAUGCACCAGGCCUUGCUCAGAGCCAGGAAACACCACGAGCUUAUUAUCGCUUCCCAUAGCCUGGACGAGAUGGAGGCGCUGUGCCACCGCAUCGCCAUCAUGUCGGGCGGCGAGCUGCGCGCGCUGGGCUCGGCGGCCGCGCUGAAGGCCGAGCACGCGCAGGGGUACUCCGUCGUGUUCAAGCUCACCCACGCGCAGGACGUGACGGACGGAGUCUCCAAGCUGGAUGAAUUCAAGGGCGAGCUGAACACACGCUUCUCGUGCGAACUGCAGGAUCAGCACCAGAGUAUGCUGAGCUACCACGUGAAGGACUCUCUCCGCUACAGCGAGCUGUUCUCCCAACUAGAGCACCUUCGAGAACAGUUCCCUUCCAUAGUGGAAGACUACACGGUGACGGAAACCACGCUCGAAGAAGUUUUCCUCGCCCUGGCUAAGGAGGCGCGCGCUGAGACCUACAAACGCCGUGUGAAUGGUUCUAUGCCCGAAGUAUGUGCCACUAUUUAUCCGUUAAGACCUAAACAGCAGAUCACGGAUUCCAUCCUAUGCCACAACGUGCAGAAAUUGUACCCGGGAUGCUGCAAACGGAAACCUUUCUUUGCUGUCAAAGGCGUCAGUUUCUCCGUCAAAAAAGGUGAAUGUUUCGGCCUACUAGGGGUGAACGGCGCGGGCAAAACUACGACGUUCAAAAUGCUGACGGGGCUGACGAGCCCCACUGGGGGCGAAAUAUUCGCCAACGGGCACUAUGCCACCGACCGGAACGCGUACAUGCGUACGUUCAGCUACUGUCCGCAAUUCGCCGGUCUGGACGACUUCUUAACCGGCCGCCAGAACCUUUCUCUGCUGCUGACGCUACGUGGCCUGCAAGAGGAAGAUGUCUCCACCGUCUCCAACUCUUGGAUCGAGGAAGUCGAUUUAUCACGGCACGCAGACAAACGCGUAUCAUCAUACAGCGGCGGCUGCGCGCGACGUUUAGCUGCAGCCGCGGCACUAUGCCAGGCAGUUCGCACUGCUUUACUGGACGAACCCACCGCCGGAGUGGACCCGCUGGCUAGGAGACGGAUGCACCAGGCGCUGCUCCGGGCCAGGAAACACCACGAGCUUAUUAUCGCUUCCCAUAGCCUGGACGAGAUGGAGGCGCUGUGCCACCGCAUCGCCAUCAUGUCGGGCGGCGAGCUGCGCGCGCUGGGCUCGGCGGCCGCGCUGAAGGCCGAGCACGCGCAGGGGUACUCCGUCGUGUUCAAGCUCACCCACGCGCAAGACGUGACGGACGGAGUCUCCAAGCUGGAUGAAUUCAAGGGCGAGCUGAACACACGCUUCUCGUGCGAACUGCAGGAUCAGCACCAGAGUAUGCUGAGCUACCACGUGAAGGACUCUCUCCGCUACAGCGAGCUGUUCUCCCAACUAGAGCACCUUCGAGAACAGUUCCCUUCCAUAGUGGAAGACUACACGGUGACGGAAACCACGCUCGAAGAAGUUUUCCUCGCCCUGGCUAAGGAGGCGCGCGCUGAGACCGUAUAGAUGGCACUACUAAUAUAUCCAACUGUGUAAGGUUAGACUUUUGCUAUUAUUGUUGUAAGGAGGAGCCUAGCUUUGCAGGUCCUUUAUAUGGACACAGUUUAACAAAAGUGGUGUCGAUUGUGCUCCGCUUUGCGGGAUCCUAGGUAUAAAGCUCCGAAAAGUUUUGGAAUCGAGAUAAGUAAGUACUAGAAGACGCAAUCAUUGUGCAAUGUGGGUUAAGUACCCAGCACUUGAAAAAACUGUCACUUCUUCAAUGUCAGAAACCUCCAAGUCCCAGGGGUUUUUAUUUUUCGUAAACUUUGUAUGAAAUCGGAAAACGCAAUAUCGCGUCCGUCGUUCUCAAGGGGUUAAGACUGGAUACCUCACUCAAGUAAACAUUCCGUCAGGCCUCCAUUUUGAGUGCGGGUCUGUUUUUAAGGUGGGCCUGGGACCGUGUGAUAUCCUGAUCAUUAAUCAUUAUCAUUUAUUUAUUGCACUUCAUUCAUUCUUAGGAUAUAUUAACAAAUUAGAACUUCCGUAUGAGGGUGUCCGCUAGCUGGUGCGUUUGCACGGAGCGGGUGAGUGGGUUAACGAGAAAUAGUUUGAGCAACGCUAACCGUCGCGGACGCGUGCGGCGAAUUUUAUAGUCUGUCGAUUCGUAGCUGGCCCCGAACUGCUAAUCCUUUGUCUAUUGUUAAGUAAAACCGCACGUGCUACUUACCUGCAAAAAAGGGUCUUAAUUAUUCUAAUUGGCACCUGAGCGCGGGCUAGUCCAACGCUCAUAAAACCAGUGUAGGUGCGCUCUCCGAUUACGGGCCUUUGUUACGCAUCUGGAUGACACAUUUUAGACUGGUCCGACUCGCCAGCACUCAGUAACCGCAGAGAAUUACACGACCCCUUUUUUACAGGUAGAGGCACGUGCGGUUUUACUUAACAAUAGACAAAGGAUUAGCGGCUCGGGGCCAGUUACAAAUCGACAGACUAUACCUACAACGGCAGUGCACGCACGUGCAUCCGCUCCGUGCACCUGCGCCAGCUAGCGGACGCCCUGAACCGUAUACUACAUAAUCUCUCUACAUACAGACAGAUCUAGAUAUUACUAUAGUCUGUUUUUUUAACUAUGAAGUACCAUAGGAAAUUGUAUGGAACGCUCAUUUUUUUCUUGCUACGUAAAUUACACCAUCAUACGACCAUGACGAUUUUUAGUAACAAUUUUAUUAUUAGUUCAAAAGUUUUAAACUCAGUAAAUUUAAAAAAGCAAAUAAUUUAUUAGAAAUGUCUCAGUGUGUAGUUGGCUUGGGUGUAUCGUAAGCAACUUGCAUAUGUAUAAUAUUAUACAGAAAAUAAAAUAAACUUACGUGACCUACGUAAUUUUUUAAACAAUAAAAAGUCUCACAGUCUAAAUGAAAAACAAUAUCCAAAAGAAAAAUUGAUGUUUUACUGAUAGGUGUAAACAGGUGCUUUCAGUAAUAAUAGAACUUGUAAUAAAGGUUGUCACUAGUCUAUGUAUUUUGUAAGAACUAAAUAACGAAAAUGUGGCCUUGUUACUUCCGACCGAUUUUUGAAAUGCCUAUUUUUUUCUACAAUUAGUAACCCUAACAUAACUUUUUUUUUCUAGCAAAAAGG
Cydia splendana is the source of this 8314-nucleotide messenger RNA. Its product is annotated as phospholipid-transporting ATPase ABCA3-like. Gene Ontology annotation, cellular component: membrane. Gene Ontology annotation, molecular function: ABC-type transporter activity; ATP hydrolysis activity; ATP binding. The transcript has 43 exons. The record is from RefSeq and is a predicted model, not a curated record. Bases 266 to 6709 code for a protein of 2147 amino acids. Lineage: Eukaryota; Metazoa; Arthropoda; Insecta; Lepidoptera; Tortricidae. Gene Ontology annotation, biological process: transmembrane transport.